This is a messenger RNA of Apodemus sylvaticus (European woodmouse), 291 nucleotides long. RefSeq names its product dynein light chain roadblock-type 1-like. Bases 1 to 291 code for a protein of 96 amino acids. Gene Ontology annotation, molecular function: dynein intermediate chain binding. Gene Ontology annotation, cellular component: centrosome; cytoplasm; cytoplasmic dynein complex. The record is from RefSeq and is a predicted model, not a curated record. The transcript has a single exon. Gene Ontology annotation, biological process: microtubule-based movement. NCBI's taxonomy places the organism in Eukaryota, Metazoa, Chordata, Mammalia, Rodentia, Muridae.
AUGGCAGAGGUGGAGGAAACUCUCAAGAGGCUUCAGAGCCAGAAAGGAGUGCAAGGCAUUAUCGUGGUGAACACAGAAGGCAUUCCCAUCAAGAGCACAAUGGACAAUCCCACCACUACACAGUAUGCCAACCUCAUGCACAACUUCAUCUUAAAGGUGCAGAGCACCGUGCAUGAGAUUGGCCCCCAGAAUGACCCAAACUUACUUCGAAUUCACUCUAAGAAAAGUGAAAUUAUGGUGGCAUCAAAUAAAGACUAUUUCCUGAUUGUGAUUCACACUCCAACGAAAUAA